AUGGGCAAUAUAAUUGUGGAAGAGGGAAAGAGAAGCACAAAAGAUUUUAUUCUGUCUCAUGGUUUGCAAUGUGAUGAUGAGAUUUUGAACAUGGAACUGACAGUAAAGGUCCGGCCUCAGACUGCUUCCUUAAAUUAAAAAACCCCAAUAUCUUCAGUGGCUAAGACCAAUAUUUAUUCAGGUACAGGUGUUUUAGAUUUGAAUGGGAACAGCCUGAGCAAGCUGCAGGACAUUUCUAGACUUACACUUCAAAAACUUAUUACCAGCUUUAAUGAAUUUACUUCCUUAAAUAAUAUUUAUGACCUACCCAGCUGGGAACAUUUUGAUGCAAGCCAUAACCAUGUGAUCACUUUUGAGGCCAUUAGAGGCUUAAGCGAACUGCAGUUCUUCAACCUGAGCUGGAACCCACUGAAAAAGUCCAGGGAAGAUAUAAACAUCUUACAGAAACAUUCUUAACUUAGUCUUGGCAUCGCACACAUCCCAUGGCACAAGCCUGCCUCACUGCAGCUGAGUGUCACUGCCCAGUUAAAGGCUCUCACUAACAUAGUUGGAGUCCUGAUUUCUAAUGAAGAAGCUGCAAAAGCAUUACAGUAUAUUGCAGGAUCAAAGAUGACCCAGGUGUUUCUGUUAGAAUAUUCUAGGACUGAUGAAGAAAAAAUUUCCAUUCUCAGUGUAUUUCCUUGUGCUAAAAUUCUGUCUCAAAUUUGCAAGAGCAAGGAAGAUCUGUAGAUACAUUUCCAUGUUUCAAACAACUGUUUUAUUCUCAUCACGGUCUUAAAUCUGGAUGACCAACUCUUCAGAAUUUCCAAGCUGGAAAAAUUGGAGCAUUUAAGACGGGCACCAUUUAGCAACAACAAUCUCACACAAAUAGAGGGAAUAGAGUCUUGUCUUAACCUUGAAGAACUCACUUUAGAUGAAAGCUACAUUUCAACACUAGAUGGAAUUUCAAAGCUCACCAAACUUAGAAGACAUAGUGUAAAUAAUAACUAUUUUAUCAGCCUCAAAAGACUUGUGUUCGAAAAUCUGUUUUAUCGUCAUUACCUAUACAUUGAGAACAACAGAAUCAUAUCUUUAGUUAGUUUAAAGAAAACUUUCUCCCUAACAGGGCUAUACAUAAAUAAUAACUUUUUUAAUACCAACCAUGAAAUACAUCAUUUAAAGGGUUUAACUAAUCUGAUAAUUUUGGACAUGCAUACAAAUUGAAGAGUCUGGAAAGAAGUCUGCUAUCAACUAUGUGUGUUAUUCCAUCUUCCCUCUCUCAAAGCCUUAGACAGCAUUGCAGUAGAACCGACAGAAGAAGAAAGUGCAAAAGAUUUCUUUGGAGGCAGACUCACCUCAGACAUGAUUGCAGAUACACUGUGACAUUCAGACUUUACAGAAAUGCAACAAUAAAAUUGGACAGCUUCUAAUAUCAGAGCUGUAGAGCUGGUGCUAGUAAACCAGUUUGAAAACGUCUGCGGCGUGAAUUAACAGAGCAAUAAUCUCAUGUCUUUCAGUGGUUUAAUCUUCCUUCCUAAUGCCAAGGUAUUGUGUCUGAACUACAAUCACAUUGAAUCAAUACUGCCUGAACAAAAGCUCCCAAAUCAAGUAACAAAUAGGCAGCAGCUGUACUUAAAGGUGGCCUGUCAUGGCUAUGGACAGGAAGGGCUUGCCAAAGAAAGCAAGAGUGCAGGAUUUGGAGAAAAGCCACCCAUGAUAAUGCAGAGUUUGGAAGAUUUUCAUCUGGGCUAUAAUGGAAUUACUAACAUGGCCCAGCUAUAGCUUAGCAGGCUGGAAAACUUUAAACUUCUGUUUUUGCAAAGAAACUACAUCAGCCAAAUUGAAGGACUUGAAGGUCUCCAAUAUCUGCAGGAGUUGCUAUUGGACCAUAACCGCAUUAAAUGAUUUCACAAGGUUUUUGCUAGCCAGAAUGGUCUUUUGACUCUUCAUCUGAAGCAAAACCAAAUACAAAUGGAACAGUUACAACCUGAGGUAAAAUUACUCUUUCUGGACUUCAACAGAAUUCAAGAAUCAUCUGAACUAGAAACACUUCAAGUUAUUCCCAGCCUUAACAUGCUCUCAAAACAUGGAAAUUCAGCGAGUAUAUUUGUUUGCAUUGAUAAAUAAACUAGAUGUGUAUUUCACUUUUUACAGUGAAUAUUUACUCUUCAUAAUCAUUAAAACUACUAAGAAUUUCUCCAUAACCAGGUUAUUCCUAAGUAUAUGCUAUUAUUGUUUUAUGGUUGGAAGCUUCAUUAGUAUACAUGAUCAUCACAUUGUCGCACUGUGCCUGUCUCAGUGCCAUACUGUGAUCAGAAGGCACUCAUUCUUCAGCAUACUCUUCUUUACAGU
Molecule: messenger RNA, 2331 nt
Organism: Phalacrocorax carbo (great cormorant)
Lineage: Eukaryota; Metazoa; Chordata; Aves; Suliformes; Phalacrocoracidae
Source: RefSeq, a predicted model, not a curated record